Pollicipes pollicipes is the source of this 876-nucleotide messenger RNA. Its product is annotated as X-ray repair cross-complementing protein 6. Lineage: Eukaryota; Metazoa; Arthropoda; Thecostraca; Pollicipedomorpha; Pollicipedidae. The record is from RefSeq and is a predicted model, not a curated record. Gene Ontology annotation, molecular function: double-stranded DNA binding; telomeric repeat DNA binding. The coding region runs from base 1 to 876 and encodes 291 amino acids. Gene Ontology annotation, cellular component: Ku70:Ku80 complex. The transcript is spliced from 7 exons. Gene Ontology annotation, biological process: telomere maintenance; double-strand break repair via nonhomologous end joining.
AUGAUCGUCAACAAGGUCAUCAGCUCCAGCUCCGACUACGUUGGGGUGGUGCUGUUUGGCACAGAGAAGAGCCGCAGUUCCAGCACCGACAACGUGUACGUGCUGCAGGAGAUGACACUGCCCGGGGCGUCGGCCGUACUGGACCUCGAGCACGUGAUCAAGGGUAAGGCGCUGGUGGCUGACGCUGGCUACAGGACCCAUAAGCUGCACUCGAAGCGCUUGCUGUUGUUCACGAGCCGCGACCGUCCCGUCGACGCCGACUCGGUGGACCUGCGGCGUCACGUCCACCAGAGGGUCAAGGAUGCCCGCGACAACGAUAUCGCCGUCGAUCUCUUCCCGCUCGGCAAGGCCUUCGACGUGGCCGCGUUCUACUCGGAGGUGUUGUUCGAUAACGCAUCGGACGAGCGGCCGCCGACCGCCGACGUCUCGGACAAGCUGGAGGAGCUGCUGGCGCGCGUGCGACAGAAGUCCUACAAGAAGAGGGUGCUCGGCAAGAUCCCGUUCGUGCUCGGGGAGGGGCUGAAGCUGGCCGUCGGCGUGUACAACCUCAUCCGGCAUGCCUGGGAGAGCGCGGCGUGGGUCCGUGACGAGCCGCGGGGUGUCUGGCGUUCGGACGUGGCCGUCGGGACCCAGGCAUGCCUGGGAGAGCGCAGCAAGAACACCAACCAGCGGGUGAGCUCGAUCACGACGUACGUGGCCGGCGAGCGCACGCUGCACCGCUCGGAGAUCAACCACUGCCAGAAGGUCGGCGACCGCCAGAUCGCCUUCAGCAGUGACGAGGUGCGCGAGCUGCGCGCCAUCUGCGAGCCGGGCCUGCACGUGCAGCCGGCCAGCUUCAUCUACCCGGAGGAGAACUGGAUCAAAGGCAGGUGCUGA